Messenger RNA from Trichobilharzia regenti, 2552 nucleotides. The record is from the annotation of a GenBank genome assembly. Lineage: Eukaryota; Metazoa; Platyhelminthes; Trematoda; Strigeidida; Schistosomatidae.
GUCGAUUCCAGAGCUCUCCAUUUGCGCCAUUUGUGUUUGCAUGGAGGACUGUAUUCGCAAGUUCAGUAAAAUGUCGAAAACUGUUUGAAAACCAGUUGCUUCUUCAUUUCAGAUCAUGAAUACUCAUUUACAGCAUGUUCGCCAGCGUUUUCAAAUAGUAGAAUUGAAUCGUUCAUGGAAUUUGAGUGGUUAUGAGUUAAAUGGUUUGGAAUCCAUCUUCAUUUCAGUUUAGAUGCAGCGUUGUUCGACCUCGACCAGAAGAUGAAUAGGAGCAGCGGAGUAACAGAAAGAGAAAUUUUUUCUAAGUCCUUUCUGAACAGCGACCGAUGAGACGAUGACUGGUGUAUUGACGCCUCCGCAAAAAUAUAGGGAAGUUGUGUUUGAGCAAACAACCAUGAAUUGAUCGUUCAAUCUUCAACUACACUGACAGCAUCUGUGUCAUUAAAUGUGAUUUGGAGUCACAAAUUCACCUCCAUAAGAUCAAACACUGGCAGUCUUUUUAAAUCUCCCAGCUUCGAUGGUCACUUCUCCCAACCUAGGUGAAAAAUAUUAUCAGAACGCUCUAAUUUUACAAGACUGUUCCUUGUUUGACACCUUCGGUCGUACUGCACACAACUAACUCCAAAGCACUUCUGUUGAGUGUUUAGUACACCUACUCGGCAAUCCCUCAGAGUUCCAGAUUGUCUUUUGUUACACUAAAUUCAUGGAGUGCACUACAGUACCCGAUAAACCUGAAAAUAGUCUGGAUGAAGUAUGCCAAAAAUUGGAGGAAGGUGCAACAAUAAAUGGAGAUCCACCGGCUACAGCAGGUACAAAAAAGAAAAGAAAACAUAAAAAGAAGUCUAAUAAAUGUACAGGUAUGUGCAACAUAUAUCUAACUAUAUCUGUGUUGAUGGUGGUAACGAUGAGAAUGGAGUUGAAGAAAAUGAAACUGGUGAUGUCCCGGCUGACGUUGGAGAAAAUACAGUUUCUACUGGCAAAAAGUCUAAGAAAAAGUCAAAAUCCAAAAAUCCAGCCUCUACUGAAUCUCAUACAGAUGCUGUUCAGACGGAUCCACCCUCCAUUCCUAUCUGUCAGUUAUAUCCCAAGGGAGAUUUUCCAGUUGGUGAAAUUAUUGACUAUGAACCAAAUGUUGACGGCCGUACAGCCCUCAAUCGUACAACGUCAGAGGAAUGCAAGGCCCGUGACAGUGCGCAUAUAGAAAUUUACCAGAAUUUCCGUGAAGGUGCAGAGGUUCACCGACAAACAAGAAAUCACAUUAAAAAAUGGAUACGUCCUGGAGUUCGUCUCAUUGAUAUGUGUGAAGAACUGGAGCGAACUAGUCGUGCAUUGAUUUUAGAACGUGGACUUACUGCAGGUUUAGCCUUUCCGACCGGUUGUUCAAUUAAUCAUUGUGCUGCUCAUUACACUCCAAAUGGUGGUGACAACACAGUUCUAAAUUAUGAUGAUGUUUGCAAAAUUGAUUUUGGUGUGCAUGUCAAUGGUCGUAUAAUUGACUGUGCCUUCACACUUCAUUUCAAUCCCAAAUUUGAUAAAUUGGUUGAAGCUGUUAAAGAUGCAACUAAUACUGGCAUCAAAGAAGCUGGCAUUGAUGUUCGUUUAUGUGAUGUCGGAGCAGCUAUUCAAGAAACUAUGGAAUCUUAUGAGGUUGAACUUGAUGGAAACACUUAUCAAGUGAAGCCUAUACGUAAUUUGAAUGGUCAUUCUUUGGGACCUUAUCAAAUUCAUGCUGGGAAGACUGUACCGAUUGUACGUGGAGGAGAACAAACACGUAUGGAGGAAAAUGAAUAUUACGCUAUAGAAACGUUUGGUAGUACAGGUAAAGGUUACGUUAUUGAUGGGGAUGAAGUUUCGCACUAUAUGAAGAAUUUCGAUGCUGGCCAUAUUCCCUUAAGGUUAGCCAGGUCUAAACAGCUGUUAAAUGUAAUCGACCGUAAUUUCAGUACUCUUGCUUUUUGCCGCCGAUGGUUGGAUCGUCUUGGUGAAACAAAAUAUCUUAUGGCUUUGAAGAACUUGUGCGAUGUGGGAAUAGUAGAUCCUUAUCCUCCUUUGUGUGAUCAACGUGGAUCAUAUACUGCCCAGUGGGAGCAUACAAUUUUACUAAGACCUACAUGUAAAGAAGUAGUCUCACGUGGACCUGAUUACUAAAUGAUUUGAACUUUCCAGUUGUCAAUUUUUGCUUUUUAAUAAAUUGAGAGAUUGUUUUGAUGGGUUGCUAUUUCACUGUCCUAAAGUUUAAGUCUGUUUGAAUAUUUUUUUUUGAGUCGUUUGGUUUUUUUAUCUCAAACAAUCCUGUGUACGUUAACUUCUACUCAGUAUUGUUUACAGACCAAACCAAUCUUGAGACUCUCAGUCUGUUUGCUGAUCUUUAUAUUUUCAAUGAAAUUGUAAAAUUCUGCAUGAUCUGCAUCUUCAUGACAGAAAUAAUAAACUCUGUAAAUUAAAUUAUUCAUGUGAUGAGAAGUGCAGUAGUGCAUUCAAUUUCUGUACGAUCAUUUUUUUAAGUAUUUUCAAAUGUGUAAUUGUUUCUCAAUAAAAUAGUUUAACGAAUC